AUGCUGCUCAAGAAAGACCGAUCUAAGAAGGUCCAAACUUUUGGUAAAAAGAAGAAAUCGGUAGCCGUAGCAUUAUGUACUCAAGGCAGUGGUUUAAUACGAAUAAAUGGCCAUUCACUAGAUUCCAUCGAACCGCCAGCUCUCAGAACUAAAGCAUUAGAGCCCUUGUGGAUUCUUGGUGAUGAAAGGGUGAAGAAACUUGACAUCAAAAUUAGGGUAAGGGGUGGAGGAUUUACUUCUCAAAUUUAUUCGGUUCGCCAGGCAAUUGCCAAAGCUGUAGUUGCUUACUACCAAAAGUAUGUUGAUGAAGCGUCGAAGAAAGAGAUAAGGGAUAUUUUGGUCGGCUAUGAUAGGUCACUUCUCGUGUCUGAUCCUCGCAGGUGUGAGCCUAAGAAAUUCGGCGGUAAAGGCGCUCGUUCGAGAUACCAGAAGUCCUACAGAUAA
Messenger RNA from Babesia microti strain RI, 444 nucleotides. Its product is annotated as small subunit ribosomal protein S16e. Gene Ontology annotation, molecular function: RNA binding; structural constituent of ribosome. Gene Ontology annotation, biological process: translation; maturation of SSU-rRNA from tricistronic rRNA transcript (SSU-rRNA, 5.8S rRNA, LSU-rRNA). Lineage: Eukaryota; Apicomplexa; Aconoidasida; Piroplasmida; Babesiidae. The transcript has a single exon. Bases 1 to 444 code for a protein of 147 amino acids. Gene Ontology annotation, cellular component: ribosome; cytosolic small ribosomal subunit. The record is from RefSeq and is a predicted model, not a curated record.